UUCUUACACGCUAUUAUAAUCAUUUCUUCCACUAUUGCAAUGCACUAUUGCAAUCAACUUGAAUACCAACAAUAAUUGUCGAAAUCCUCUAAAGAUUCGUUUUUUUGAGUGAGCAGUUGUAAACACUGCUCUCUAAAUUCAACCGGGAAAGCUAAUUUCUAAAAAUAACUUGCGAACGACCAGACGCUGUCGCAGAACCCUGCCAUCCACACGCAAGUAUAUGAAUAUACUUUCUUCAAAUCCAGUGUAAAAAGAGCCACGUCAGGAAAAACUACGAAUAAAUGUGCUAAUAUUCUAUUCAUAAAUUAAAAUAUAAUAUAGAUUAAUACAGUAACAUUUGAUUCACUUAACACAUAAAAUGCCGACAGAAGAAGAUGAAAUUCUUUACUGUGGAAAGUAUACUUACCGCUCGAAAGAAGUGAUCCAAUGGAUCAGAAGUGGAAACGAUGAUCAUGUAUCGAAACUCAACUUUAUCAUUGAAGAAGCUUUAAAGACCGAAAGUUUUAGUACAGUAAAAUUUUUACUAUCUAAUGGUUACAAAGUUGUCCCUUUGAAUAAGCUUAAACAGACUGCACUUCAUCUCUCGGUUUUUUACGAUUCUCCAGACGACAUAAUCAGUGCACUUUUUAAAAACUGUGAUACUAGUAAAAAUCACGCAGAUAAGGACGGACUUACUUACUUCCACAUCGCCUGUAUUGCAGGAAACGUCAGUGUAGCCGAAGGGUUUAUAAAACAAGAUGUCGACAUCAAUCUCAAGUGUCAUUCCUCUGGAUUCACAGCAUUGCAUUUCGCAGUCACACAUGGAAGAACCAAGAUAGUGGAAUUACUUUUGAAAAAUAGAGUCGAUGUCGAGGCUACCGAUUCGGAAGGUAGAAAUGCGCUUCAUGUAGCAUGUGGAAAUUCUAAGCGUUACUGUGAAUUAAUAGCGAACGUUUUCAUAAAAAAUCGUGACAAAGGUGCCGUUGAGAAUGAGAAUACGGAGUCGCAGAUUGUCGAGCUGCUGGUAAAAGGAAGCUCCGACGUGAACAAACAGGAUCAACAGGGUAACACGCCGGUUUUCAAAAUUUUUCAAAACGAUCAGUAUGAAAAGCUGCGUAGCAUAAGAAGAUUAAAAAAUUAUAUCUAUUAUGAUAAGAGGUAUCGGUUAAUAGUCAAUGAAUUGAGAAAAAAGCAAAAGAAAAAGCUCGAAAUUCUUCUGCAGAAUAGUGUGGAUCUAAAAGUUUGCAAUAAAAAUGGUGAGACGGUUUUACACUGGAUGAUCGAACGACUCAAGCCUCUCAGAUGGCCUAAAGACUUUUCCGACAUGUGCUUCGAUGACAGUGUGAAUUCAGAAAUGUUAGAACUGCUUUUAAAGCAAGGUACACUCGAUGCUAAUGCAAAGAACAACGAGAACAAGACUCCUCUGCAGCAAGCGAUUUCCGUCAUGAGCCUCGAUAUCGUCAAAGUUCUAUUGCGCUACAUUUCGAUGUUCGAAAGUUUAAAAUUUGAUUUUCAUUAUCCGAAUAUAUAUCCUUGUCUAGAGGUCGUGGAAAAUGUCAUAGAAAUAGUGACCGAGCUCACGAAAAAAGGAUUCUGCUUGAGUUUACAAGCUGAUUUACCUAUAUUGAAGUUUUUCACCUAUAAUCACCAGGAUUGCGAUUAUGAGGAUAAUGCCGACAUCAAUCGCCAUCACAAGUUGAUGAAUCUCUUACAAAUUGGCACUACGUUAGGUAUCCGAAAAGUUUUUUCCGAAAUGUGGAGACGCAAAGUUAUCAACAAAGUGUAUCUAGGUCUCGGAGUGUACUUGAAGCAAUUGGAAUACGCCAAUAUAUGGGUAGACAAGGAGAAUAUGACUUUGAUAAAGGCCAUAACGCAGGAUUGUAAAAUAAGGCCUCAAUGGGUCGAAGAUUGUCAAGAAGAGGUGUUGUUAAUGAAGAAAACUAUGCUGGGCGAACAAGUAUCGUUGCAUGACGUUAUGGAGAUGAAUCCUGAUGAAAUAUAUGAGCAUUUGAAGAAUGGGAAUUACAAACAAAUCCUACGCUCUCCUGACUUCGGAAAGUUCAACUGUUACGAAGAUAUAAUAAAGGGACACUUCGCUAAGGGGCUGAUGAGGCAAUACUUGUUGGAAUCAACUUGCGAUUACUUGAGAUUAGCCGUUGCUUUCGGAUUUCCGGACCUUUGCUGCGAAAACAUCCUAAACCAUUUGAGUAACGAAGAUAUGUGCAAUUUUUGUUUCGCAACUGUUGUACCUGCAGAUAGCGACGAAGAAAAUGAUAAACUGACUUCGUUGUACGUGAAAUAUUAUAUGGAGCAAUUGAGAAAAAAACAAGCAAGCAGGCGUAAAGAAGCACUCUAAUUUGUAAAGUAAAAUGAAUUUGUUUCAUCGUAAUAAAAAAUUUGCACACCUUGUCAUUGAAA
Nasonia vitripennis (jewel wasp) is the source of this 2397-nucleotide messenger RNA. RefSeq names its product putative ankyrin repeat protein RF_0381. The transcript is spliced from 2 exons. Bases 359 to 2335 code for a protein of 658 amino acids. Lineage: Eukaryota; Metazoa; Arthropoda; Insecta; Hymenoptera; Pteromalidae. The record is from RefSeq and is a predicted model, not a curated record. Gene Ontology annotation, molecular function: protein binding.